This is a messenger RNA of Thermothelomyces thermophilus ATCC 42464, 1511 nucleotides long. RefSeq lists its product as uncharacterized. The transcript has 4 exons. NCBI's taxonomy places the organism in Eukaryota, Fungi, Ascomycota, Sordariomycetes, Sordariales, Chaetomiaceae. Gene Ontology annotation, biological process: isocitrate metabolic process; tricarboxylic acid cycle. Gene Ontology annotation, molecular function: magnesium ion binding; NAD binding; isocitrate dehydrogenase (NAD+) activity. Bases 183 to 1364 code for a protein of 393 amino acids. Gene Ontology annotation, cellular component: mitochondrion. The record is from RefSeq and is a predicted model, not a curated record.
GAAAAGAGCUUGAGCGACCAACAAGGAAGGCGCCGCUGGCCUUUCAUUGCCAUUUGUUUUGCGUUUUGCGGCAUUUGCCUGUGAACAACAACCUUUUUUGGCCCAGCCCUCAUCGCGCCUUCACAUCUCGACAAUCUCGUGGAGUACCCUUAACUCACCUCCUCUCCGCUCAAUUGCUCAAGAUGCUAUCGCGCAACUCUACCCGCGCUGCCCAGCGCCUGCUCCGGGCCGCCGGCCAGCCCCAGCAGCGCCUGAACGCUGCCCGCACCUUCGCCAGCGUCAGCGAUGCCCCCUCCCAGACCGUCCAGUCCGACAUCUUCAAGCCCACCAAGUACGGUGGCAAGUACACCGUCACGCUCAUCCCCGGUGACGGUAUUGGCGCCGAGGUUGCCGAGAGCGUAAAGACCGUCUUCAAGGCCGACAACGUGCCCAUCACAUGGGAGCAGAUCGAGGUGUCGGGUCUGCAGGACGCAACGCCCGAGGGCCGCACCGAGGAGAAGUUCCAGGAGGCCGUCGCCUCCCUCCGGCGGAACAAGCUUGGCCUGAAGGGUAUCCUGCACACCCCCAUCGCGCGGUCCGGCCACCAGAGCUUCAACGUGGCCCUGCGCCAGGAGCUCGACAUCUACGCCUCCGUCUCCCUGGUCAAGAACAUUCCCGGCCUCAAGACGCGCCACGAGAACGUCGACCUCUGCAUUAUCCGCGAGAACACCGAGGGCGAGUACAGCGGUCUGGAGCACCAGAGCGUGCCCGGCGUCGUCGAGUCUCUCAAGAUCAUCACCCGUGCCAAGUCGGAGCGCAUUGCUAAGUUUGCUUUCAGCUUCGCCCUUGCCAACAACCGCAAGAAGGUCACCUGCAUUCACAAGGCCAACAUCAUGAAGCUGGCCGACGGCCUCUUCCGCGGCACCUUCCAGAGGCUCGCCAAGGACUACCCCCAGCUCGAGUGCAACGACAUGAUCGUCGACAACGCGUCGAUGCAGUGCGUCAGCCGGCCCCAGCAGUUCGACGUCAUGGUCAUGCCCAACUUGUACGGUGGUAUCCUGUCCAACAUCGCCGCCGCGCUCGUCGGCGGUCCCGGCGUUGUUCCCGGCUGCAACAUGGGCCGUGACGUCGCCGUCUUCGAGCCCGGCUGCCGUCACGUCGGUCUCGACAUCAAGGGCAAGGACCAGGCCAACCCUACUGCUCUCCUCCUCAGCGGUACCAUGUUGUUGCGCCACCUCGGCCUCGACGACCACGCCAACCGCAUCUCCAACGCUGUCUACGACGUCAUCGCCCAGGGCAAGGUCCGCACGCCCGACAUGGGCGGCCAGGCCACCAACAAGGAGUUCACCCGCGCCAUUCUCGACUCGAUGGAGAAGGCGCUCUAAACAUCUGUGCCCAUGAGCACAUCUAACUAACACACAGAGCGAAUAGAACUACUUUGCCAACCAACGCCUCGGGCCAUAGCACACAGGGGGAGGAAGGUAGAUCAGGCAACAGGCACCAAUAGACUUAAACAGGGACCGGGACAAAGA